Messenger RNA from Dalotia coriaria, 1161 nucleotides. Its product is annotated as phytanoyl-CoA dioxygenase, peroxisomal-like. Bases 189 to 1094 code for a protein of 301 amino acids. Gene Ontology annotation, biological process: fatty acid alpha-oxidation. Gene Ontology annotation, molecular function: phytanoyl-CoA dioxygenase activity. The record is from RefSeq and is a predicted model, not a curated record. NCBI's taxonomy places the organism in Eukaryota, Metazoa, Arthropoda, Insecta, Coleoptera, Staphylinidae. The transcript is spliced from 7 exons.
UUGCUAGAUAGUGCAAAGAGUGCGGAGACGUGGAGUUUGUUCUCCUUACACAUAAUAAAAUAAAUCAUAAAACUAAUCAUAACACAUAUAAAUACUGCCUGGCCAGGCAACAAACACAGUAUAAACGCAUUCAUACAACUGUACAGUUGCUGUCUUUCAAUUUUAUCAAUCAGAAUUUAACUUUAAAAAUGUCUCAGAAUUAUCGUUUCACCGUGAAUGGCGGGCAUUUUACUGACGAACAGCGAGAUUUCUACGAAACUAAUGGAUACAUUGUCUUCCGAAAUCUUAUACCCGAAAAAGACCUGCAGGAAUUCACGCAAAGAUUUUUAGAAAUAUGCCGUGGACAUGUUAAAGUCUACGGGUUAACUAUCAUGAAAGACAAGGGCAUUCAGAAAACUGAUAAAUCCGAAGAAGAAUAUCAAAUAUUUAAGAUUCAAGACUUUACAUUUGACGACUUUUUGUUUGAGAAAUACGCGAGAAACAAAGAUCUUGUCAAUGUAGUGACCAGCAUUGUUGGACCUAAUGUAACAACAAUUAAUACAAUGAUAAUCAACAAACCACCAAAUUCCACGGAUGUUUUUGCAAUUCAUCCAACUCAUCAAGAUUUGUUUUAUUUCCCGUUUAGACCAGCGGAUUCCGUUUGUGCUUCAUGGACAGCAAUGGAAAAAUGCACAAAACAAAAUGGCUGCUUGUUUGUCGUUCCCGGUUCACACCGUAAUCAAUUGCUGCCACAUGUGUAUCUGAGUAAAACAAAGAACAAGUCAUACCAAGGCAUUGAGAAUGUUCAAGAACGUUCGAAACUCUACCUGGACAUGGAAGCAGGUGACACCGUCUUCUUCCAUCCGCUCCUUCUGCACGGUUCCGGCCCUAAUAUGACGCAGGGCUUUCGGAAGGCAAUUUCGGCCCACUUUAUUGACAGCAAUUGCUUCUUUAUUGACGUGCGCGGCUCGCUGCAGGAGGCAAUCGAACGCGAAGUCGAGGAGAUUUACGCCAAGAAGGGCAUCAUUGCGAAAUAUUCGGAUAUUUGGAAAUACAAGUCAAGAUUGGUCACAGGUCGUCCUGGUAACUUCCAAACACUGGCAAGUGUUUUAUAAGACAUUUAUAACCACAAUAAGAUAAUGGUUAUUAAAAUUAUUGAUAUAAAUUAACAUUAAUCAUUAA